Messenger RNA from Closterium sp. Naga37s-1, 1083 nucleotides. The record is from the annotation of a GenBank genome assembly. Lineage: Eukaryota; Viridiplantae; Streptophyta; Zygnematophyceae; Desmidiales; Closteriaceae.
AUGUUGGUAGAAUUACCAUGUGGGUGGGGGUUUUACCAGGUGGGUGGGGGUUUUACCAGGUGGGUGGGGGUCUUACCAGGUGGUAGUAGGUUCACCUGGGAAUGGUGUAAUAUCAGCGGGGAUGGCGCCUUCCCCAUUUUCACCUCCCCCUCGACCGGCCCCACAGGGGGGGUGUUGACUCUGGUCAACCUUAACUUCUGGCGGGCGGCAGGAGGCGUCUUUUUCAAGGUCCAGGCGGCGAUCAACGCAACUGAUUGCUCGUUCAUUGGGAACAUGGCUCCUACCGUGGGUGGAGGGGUGCUAAGCGAAUCCUUCCCUGCAAAAUCCACCCCUCCCUAUCGCAUCUUCUCGCGCUGCGCCUUCAUCAACAACACAUCGCCCACGGGUGGCGGUGGUGCCAUCAACAUCAAUGCGUGGAACCCCAGUGGCGCCGUGCCCUCUCUUUCCUUCCUGAGCUGCCGUUUCAAGGACAACAGCGCGCCCAGCAGCGUGGGAGGGGCGAUUUCGGUGGCUGGGACUGGCAGGGUGCGGUUCCACAUGUGUACGAUCGAUGGGAACAGCGCUGGUGAGCGAUUAAGGUGCGUCUGGGGGAGGCAUCUACUCAAACAGCGCCUCUUUCUUUCUCUCUCUGCUCACCUUCAAGAGCAAAAGACCCUCAGCUCCUCUCCAUGCUUCUCCCCACCUACCCUCCCCACCCUCCCCUCCAUCCAUCCAGGUGCGUCUGGGGGAGCCGUAUACUUGAACGGCGCCUCCUUCUUUCUCUCCAUUGUCACCUUCAAGAGCAACAGGGCCCUCGGCAUUGACCUCCGCCCUAGCCUUCUCGCCCUCGGGAUUCCCGCUGGCAGCUGCGGUAUUGGCAGUGACGUGCAUGCAGUCACAGAGCCAUACAGCUACAUGACUCUCCGCUUCUGCGGGGCUUCCUUUUCGGGCAGCUCGGGCAGCUCGGGCGGCACGGGGUGCACGGGCAGCACUGCGAACGCCAGCGCGCUGUUCCUGCAGACGGUUUCGGGCGGCUCGAAUUCUCCGGCGACGGUGGCGUUUUGUGAUGGGACGAUCAAGCCGCCUGGGUUUCUCAUGCCCUAG